AUGCUGGAGGACGCACUGGAAGACGCGCUGGAGGACACGCUGGAGGACGCACUGGAAGACGCGCUGGAGGACACGCUGGAGGACGCACUGGAAGACGCGCUGGAGGACACGCUGGAGGACGCGCUGGAAGACGCACUGGAAGACGCGCUGGAGGACGCACUGGAAGACGCGCUGGAGGACACGCUGGAAGACGCGCUGGAAGACGCGCUGGAAGACGCACUGGAAGACGCGCUGGAGGACAUGCUGGAGGACGCGCUGGAGGACACGCUGGAGGACACGCUGGAGGACGCGCUGGAGGACGCGCUGGAAGACGCACUGGAAGACGCGCUGGAGGACGCACUGGAAGACGCGCUGGAGGACACGCUGGAAGACGCGCUGGAAGACGCGCUGGAAGACGCACUGGAAGACGCGCUGGAGGACAUGCUGGAGGACGCGCACGCGCUGGAGGACACGCUGGAGGACGCACUGGAAGACGCGCUGGAGGACACGCUGGAGGACGCGCUGGAAGACGCACUGGAAGACGCGCUGGAGGACACGCUGGAGGACGCGCUGGAAGACGCGCUGGAAGACGCGCUGGAAGACGCACUGGAAGACGCGCUGGAGGACACGCUGGAGGACGCGCUGGAAGACGCACUGGAAGACGCGCUGGAAGACGCACUGGAAGACGCGCUGGAGGACACGCUGGAGGACGCGCUGGAAGACGCGCUGGAGGACAUUUUAGAAUGUCUGCUUUUUCUGAUCUUUACUCACCAUGAGAGGAUUGUGGUAUGA
Molecule: messenger RNA, 771 nt
Organism: Knipowitschia caucasica
Lineage: Eukaryota; Metazoa; Chordata; Actinopteri; Gobiiformes; Gobiidae
Source: the annotation of a GenBank genome assembly